Actinia tenebrosa (Australian red waratah sea anemone) is the source of this 1422-nucleotide messenger RNA. RefSeq lists its product as uncharacterized. Gene Ontology annotation, cellular component: membrane. The record is from RefSeq and is a predicted model, not a curated record. Lineage: Eukaryota; Metazoa; Cnidaria; Anthozoa; Actiniaria; Actiniidae.
UCAUUCACGUGUCUGUCAUUUAGAUUAGAUUCCUUCGUGCGUAUAGACUCCAGGAGACAGUUGUGUUUUCGUUGCAAAUUUAUAGGCUUACAUCAAGAAAGCUCAGGUUUAUUGUCGGGCAGUCAAUUCAAUUCUCGUAUUGGAUUCCGGGUGUUUUACCUUAAACUGCCAGUCAAUCAAUGCUUUAUAGUUUCCUGACUGACUGACUKACUAGCCAACUCGAAUGACUUCCCGUAUGGCAACAGUCGCACACUCCAGUCUUCUGUCCAUUUGAUACUGCAAGUCAAAUCUAGAAAUGCUUACAACUUAUGGAGUCCUUUUGAUAUUUUCUGUUACCAUUAAUCUAAGCGUUGGAGUUUAUUUUCUUCUUACCCCAUUGUUGGAGCAGUGCUUCAGGAAGACGAACUUAGCCUUUGGAGAAAGAAUCACUAAGCUGUUUGAAGAAAAACCAGGAAUUGUCUCCAGAUUUUUCAGGGAUCAGAUCUUCUCAAUUAUCAUCUUCAUCUAUGGAAUCACUCUACUGAUUGUCAGCGAUGUCUUUCAGAAUCCUUUUCUGGAAAUCUCCGAGCCUAUUUUGGCAGCCUUUGCUCUGGACCUUGGCCACUACGUGUACCGAUUUUUUCAGGAUAUCUUGCUAAGGAACUUCAUACCACUAUUUAAAAUCAAUCUAUUACAUCAUAUAGUGACUAUCUCGACUUAUGCGGUAUUUAUGCUGUAUAAACAAAACGCCAUCUCGGGUGUUAUUGGACUCUUAUUUGAAGGAAGUGCUAUCUUUUUUGACUUAUGUGGGUUCUUAAGAUCCCUGGGGAUCAGCAAGAACUCCUAUCUGUACAUAAAUUGUGUUAUAAUAGGAUUCAUAUUGACGAUUAUUUGCAGAGCUUUAUGUCCAUUAACAUUAUUAGUAGUAGUAUUUUUGAGUCAUAGCCCGUUAAGGAUGGAAUAUCUUCCCCUGGGAUUCUUCUUUAUGAACAUCGUAUUUUUUACAAUGGUUAAUGGUUGGCUUGUAAAAAGCUCGUUUGACAGUCUAAGACGAAGGAUUCUAUCACGACGGAUUCUUAACGAACUCUCAAGAUUUCGGAACGUCCGCGCCUUGGACGACAGUCAGGAGAUAACCCCUGGUGAGGUGGAACUCAAUAACUUAGGAGCAUCGAGACAACCUGUAAGGCAGCCUGUUACAAUCGUUAUACCAGCAGAUGAAAGCUUCAGGCUUGCGCCGCCUGUUUCUAAUCUUAAUAUGGACUAUAGUAGAGCUCUAGUUUCAAAUAUUACUGUAUCUCGUCAUGAAAGAACAUUGCCUAAUAUCAAUUAUAUUGUUAAUGAGACAUCGACGACUAUGCCAGACACGGCUUCUAUUACUUUAUCUCAAGAAUCGAAUACUUUUGUGUAAAGAAAUAAAGAAAGAAUUUAUCAUAGCGUUUAUAA